Messenger RNA from Eruca vesicaria subsp. sativa (arugula), 624 nucleotides. The record is from the annotation of a GenBank genome assembly. NCBI's taxonomy places the organism in Eukaryota, Viridiplantae, Streptophyta, Magnoliopsida, Brassicales, Brassicaceae.
AUGAACGGAUUUGCUUCACAGAUUCCAUCUAUGGCGCUUCUCGGAUCCGGCUUCACCAACGAGGUCGGAUUACGAGUACUGCUUUCACCACUUAGUUCCAAUAUCGUACUUCGUACAGCAUGCUGUUCCAUUGGCAUUGGGUUGCCUGUGUAUUCCACUUUCAAGGCCAUUGAGAAUAGAGAUCAGAAUGAACAACAAAAAUGGCUUAUUUACUGGGCAGCUUUUGGUUCUUUCAGCCUUGUUGAAGUGUUCACGGACAAGCUCAUUUCUUGGUUUCCGCUAUAUUAUCAUGCAAAGUUUGCGUUCCUCGUCUGGCUUCAACUUCCCACCAUUGAUGGAGCGAAACAAGUUUAUAACAACCACCUUCGACCUUUCCUAAUACGUCACCAGGCUAGAGUGGAUCGACUUGUGGAUGGACUAUAUGAGGAGAUGGUCAAGGUCGUUAGGUCACACCAAGGAGAAAUACUAUUUGUGCGAUCAAUGAUCGUCAAAAUCUUGGGAUCAGCCAAUGAAGUUGCACCACCAAGCCAACAACAAGGAGAAAUCUCAAACAGUCGUCCCGAACCAGAACUAUCAACGGCAACAAUCCAUGAUUCAGAAUCUGAAUCUGAUCAUGAAGACUAG